Messenger RNA from Thermochaetoides thermophila DSM 1495, 1227 nucleotides. RefSeq lists its product as uncharacterized. The coding region runs from base 1 to 1227 and encodes 408 amino acids. NCBI's taxonomy places the organism in Eukaryota, Fungi, Ascomycota, Sordariomycetes, Sordariales, Chaetomiaceae. The record is from RefSeq and is a predicted model, not a curated record. The transcript is spliced from 2 exons.
AUGCACAUGACAGCGCCUGCGAUGCCGUAUGCGCCCACGUCUGACGCCCUCAGCCGUCACGAAUACGGCGUCACGAAGCCGAGGAAGACGACGACUGGCGGAGGAAGGGCCUGGAGCGAGGAUGAGGAACUCUAUCUCCUCCAAACACGCAUGCAGAAAAUGCCAUACAAACAUAUCGCCGCCCACCUAAAGAAAACCGAGCUCGCUUGUCGUCUCCACUACCACCAACUCAGCCACGGGAGCUCCCGCCGGAAGCGUGCCGCAUCUCUCUCCUCAUCUGGCAGCUCUUCUGCCCCUAACAACCACUCCCCCGUCAUGCGCCCCUCGUCCAUGCCCUCGCCCAUCCACGAGCAUGGAAGCCGCUCUGCCUCGCCAACAGACCACUCAGCCUACCACUGUGUCAGCCCCAGCGGUGCGAGUAUCCAACUGCCCAGCAUCUCAUCCACCACAGCAGCAGGGAGCAACACUUCUCCUCGGCUGCCAGUCAUCCUCCCGAAGCCUGCGUCCAUGGGCUUAACUCUCAACACUAUGGUCUCGCCUGCCUCAGCGUCCUCCUCGCCAACCGCCUGCCGUGCCUACCCUAACCCUCUGCACGACAUCCCUCCUCCUCCUCCGCAGGGAAUCACUUCUGCCCCGGCAAGCUACCGCACCUCGUCCAGCUCUACCGCCCCAACUUCAACGACUCCCAAGCCAGCGAGCCGCCCUGGAACUCAUCACAACGCCCCUUCUCUGAGGCUAGACUGUUCCCCGGCUACGAUUCUCCCCUCCCCUAGCACACUUUCAGCCUCUCCUUGCGGUAAUAACUUGCAAGGGGCGAGUCAUCCCGUCGAUAUGGCACGCCUGACAGCCAUCUACAACGCGCAUCGAGCACAUUUCUGGAAUAUGAUUGCUGCCGAGUACGGACAGGGGGCAAAUCCUUGGGUUUUGGAGGGAGCUUGGCGGUCGACAAGUGCGAAUAACAAUACAACAAUGGGGGGAUUUAUGGCUCUGGGGGGAGCUGUGACACCUAUUACGCCUGUUACAAGUCCUGAGGAGGGGUAUGGACUUUGCGGGGGAAAUAACAAUGUGAAUGGGAGGGAGCAACAACAACAAAAGCAGACGAUGAAGUCGGAUAAGACGAGGAUUAGUGCUAUUCUGGGGAUUGAUGCUAGCCCGAGAAGCCCGAGUGAAAGAGAGAUGGUUAGGAGGAUGGAGGAGAGGUGUGCUGUGGGCGUUGUGGGGGCUUAG